This is a messenger RNA of Hordeum vulgare subsp. vulgare (domesticated barley), 694 nucleotides long. Its product is annotated as uclacyanin 1-like. Gene Ontology annotation, molecular function: electron transfer activity. Bases 136 to 660 code for a protein of 174 amino acids. Gene Ontology annotation, cellular component: plasma membrane. NCBI's taxonomy places the organism in Eukaryota, Viridiplantae, Streptophyta, Magnoliopsida, Poales, Poaceae. The transcript has a single exon. The record is from RefSeq and is a predicted model, not a curated record.
GCCAUUUCUCUCUCUAGCAGCCUUGGAGCUUCAGAUUGUUACUUGAUUGCGCAAUACAAUCUAGCGCUAACUUCCAUCUCCCAUCAUACUUUCAAUUUCUACCAGUUAGCUAGCUUGCCGAUCCACAUUUAAUCCAUGGAGACCAAAGCCCUUAUCCUGAUCACCGUGUCUAUGGCCAUGAUUGGGACGGCGUUCGGCACCAGCCACACGGUGGGUGCCCCGGGCGGUUCAUGGGACUUGCAGACGAACUACUCCCAGUGGGCUUCGAGAAUCAGGUUCACCACCGGUGAUGAGCUCCAGUUCCUGUACCCCGCCACCGUGCACAACGUGGUGGAGGUGAGCAAGGCAGGGUACGACACUUGCAAUGGCUCCAGACCCAUUACAACGUUCCCAACCGGAGAUGUUGUCCCGCUCGCUGCCACCGGGACACGGUACUUCAUCUGCGGCGUUCCCGGACAUUGCAUCGCCGGUAUGAAGGUCCAGGUUGAUGUUAAGUCAAAAGUAGUGCGCACAGUGCAACGGUGCCGAGGGACGGGGAAUCGGCGUCGGUGCCAGUCCAAGAUUGUAUCAAGCUCAGCCGCGGCGGGUUGCAUUGGACACUCUACGGUGGCCCGGUUUAGUGUGGCAGCUGUUGUGAUUGGCCUCAUGCUGUUUUUUUAGAGUUAAUGAUGAUUGUGCUUCUUUGUUUCUUUCC